Molecule: messenger RNA, 1482 nt
Organism: Chrysoperla carnea
Lineage: Eukaryota; Metazoa; Arthropoda; Insecta; Neuroptera; Chrysopidae
Exons: 2
Coding region: 208-1458 (416 amino acids)
Source: RefSeq, a predicted model, not a curated record
GCUUUGAAAAGCAAUUCACUUCAAACUUGUUCAAGCUAAGAAAAUAAAAAUUUAGUUACUCAAUUUUAGUAGUAUUGUUGUGCAAUCUAUUACUGCGGUAACCCUUUAUUUCUGGUCUAAGAAAGUUGGUACCAAAUCAUGCGUAAAGAUUAUUGAAAGAUUAAAAAAAAAUUCCUUGAUUUUGUUAAUAUUGUUAUAAAAUAUAAAAUGCGUGAUUUAAUUGCUAAAGGAAUAUUACCAGAAGGUAAAGAAGCUGAAACCAUCGAUGAAAUAAUUCGAGAAGAAAAUAUUAUCAAUUUUACGAAAACAAUUGAAGCUGGUUCACAAAAAGGUGAUAAUUAUUUAGGUGGAAUUUAUCGUAUAAUUAUUAAAGGUAUUGAUUCGAUAACUAAAGAACCACGUGAAUUAUACUUAAUUUUAAAAUGUUCCGCACGUGGUGGAGAAUUUCGUGAAAGUUUUCCACAUAAUAUCGUUUUUCAGCAUGAAUGUUACAUGUACAAUGAAUAUUUACCAAAAUUAUAUGACAUACAAAAAAAAUAUGGAAUUGAAAAUGGUUUAAAAAACGUUGCAAAACUUUAUAAGUAUUCUACGGUGGAUAUGGACGAAUUUAUAGUUCUUGAAGAUAUGAAACAGAAAGGAUUUGUAAUGUUGAAUCGGCAAGAAUGUUUAGAUCUUCAACAUUGUAAGUUUGUAUUACGACAGUUAGCCUACUUACAUGGAUUAGGAUUUGUAUUCAAACAUAAAAAUCAACAAGAGUUUCAAAAAAUGACCGAGCAUUUAGUGUCACCAUUCCAACACAUGGAUCGACCAGAAUUUCGUAUUUUUAUGGAAAAUGUAGCGAAAAAAGCUUUGGGUACAUUAGAUGAGAAUACCAAUGUAUAUAAAGGUUUUGUUGAAUUACAAAAAAAUCUGCAUGAUACUAUGGAUCAAUUAAAAAUUGCAGAUAAGGAAUACUCCAUUGUGGUUCAUAAUGAUUGUUGGAAUAAUAACUUUUUAUUUAAAUACGAGGAUGAAAACGAUCCCACGAAACCAACUAACAUUUGUUUAAUAGAUUGGCAAAUAUCUGAAUUACAUUCUCCAGUCAAAGAUUUAUCUUAUUUUAUUUACAAUUGUACCAGCAGUGAAUUACGUAACUCACAUUUUAAUGAUCUAUUAAAUUACUAUUAUGAACAAUUAACUCAAGUAAUUACAGAUUGUAAUUGUUCAAUAGAUGUCUGUUAUCCACGGACUGUCUUUGAUGGUCAUGUAAAACGAUUUUUCAAGCAUGGAAUCAUUUUUGCGUUAUUUUUAAUGCCGUUAUUUACAAGUGACAAUGAGGAAAUUCCAGAUCAUUUUUCGAAUGAAUCGCGUAAAGAAAAUGAAAAUUGGAUAGCAACCAUAAAGAGCAAAAAUGAAGAUGUAUAUCGUAAACGUAUGAGCAGUAUUAUAACGCAUGCUUUUGAAAAUAAUUUUAUUUGAUUUUUGGAAGAUAUUUUUUGUAAA